Phanerochaete carnosa HHB-10118-sp is the source of this 1955-nucleotide messenger RNA. RefSeq lists its product as uncharacterized. Gene Ontology annotation, molecular function: translation initiation factor activity. The coding region runs from base 38 to 1804 and encodes 588 amino acids. NCBI's taxonomy places the organism in Eukaryota, Fungi, Basidiomycota, Agaricomycetes, Polyporales, Phanerochaetaceae. The transcript is spliced from 6 exons. Gene Ontology annotation, biological process: translational initiation. Gene Ontology annotation, cellular component: cytoplasm; eukaryotic translation initiation factor 3 complex. The record is from RefSeq and is a predicted model, not a curated record.
GCUAGAAUUACGCUCUCCUCGUCUCCUGGAGUACAAGAUGUCCUCCUUCUCACUUCCGACGAUAAACGACAACCCAGACGGUGGGUGGGGCCCCUCGUUCGCAAAUCUCCCCUCCCAGUUUAAGUUUAAGGACAUUCCUUAUGCGCCGUACUCAAAAUCCGACAAGCUGGGACGCUUCGCCGACUGGAACGAUAUCUCAGGCGAUGGACGUCAAGCCAACCUUGGACUGACCUCGGGGGCUACUACCCGUGGUGGCGCCACAGGCGGCCGUGGCAGGCGCGAUGGCCAACCCGCGUUCGGCAGCGGCACCGCCAGUGCUUUUGCUUACUUCCAUGCCGAGGAUGAAUCCAGCUUCUCGCUUGUCGACAGCAAGGCCACCACCGUUCGCAGAGGCGGUGCCAUGAUGAGGGGACGUUCCGCUGCUCGUGGAGGUGCUGGCUUUUCUACUAGGGGUGGAGCGGCUCGCGGCGGUCGUGGCGGGUUCACCUCUAACCGAGGCGGAAAUGCUCAGCGUGGCGGAAGGAGAGGUUGGAGGGAUUGGGAGAAGAACAAUCGCACUCGUGAGGCAUCGGUUGCUAUUUCUCCGGAGUGGACUAUGCUCGAAGAGAUCGAAUUCCACCGCUUAGCAAAAUUGCGCCUGGAUGUUGAUGAUCCCGAAGACCUCGACACCUACGGCCGCCUGCUCCCCUAUGACAAGUCUUACGACCGUGUCACGACCAAGACGGAGAAGCCGCUCCAGCUUGUCGAUCGUAUUAAAUACAAUACGACGACAUCUGAUGACCCGGUUAUGCAGGAGCUUGCCUCAAAAGACACCGCGACGGUCUACACCACCGAUGUCAUUCUCAGUGGACUUAUGUGUGCUCCGCGGACUAUAUAUCCCUGGGAUAUUGUCAUCGUCCGGGAAGGCAACAAGCUCUUCUUCGACAAACGAGAUGGUGGUCCGUUUGAUACCGUCACCGUCAACGAAAACGCCGCGGACCCACCACAAGAUCCUCAGCCGCCUAACCCCAAUAACCCCGCAGACAAAGCCCCAGAGGUUCCGUCGAUUAACUCAGCGACAUCUCUCUCGCUCGAAGCAACAUACAUCAACCAGAAUUUCGGUUUCCAGGCUGUCGUGGAGCAGCCGCCGCCGCCGCCAGUCGACUUCAACAAGCCCAACCCCUUCUACGGCCCUGACGAGACCGAGCCGCUGGCCUCCUGUGGUUAUCGGUACCGUGUCUUCGAUCUCGGCAUCACUGAAGACGAGGAUCUCAAGAUCUGCGUGCGUACGGAAGUCGAUGCGUACAACGCUGGCCAGGGCAACCCUCGCGAGGGUCAGGGGUUGGUCACCAUCCGCGCUCUGAACGAGUUCGAUCCUCGGGCACCUGGUGCUGGCGGCGCGCCCGACUGGAGGACGAAGCUGGACUCCCAGCGUGGAGCCGUCGUCGCGACUGAAAUGAAAAAUAACAGCGCCAAGUUGGCGAAGUGGACGGUCCAGAGUAUUCUUUCCGGUGCUGACCUCAUGAAGAUUGGCUAUAUUUCCCGUGCUAACCCCCGUGACAGUACUCGUCACGUCAUCUUGAGCACACAGUCUGUUCGCCCAACCGACUUUGCCAACCAGCUGAACGUCUCCCUGGCGAACGGAUGGGGCAUCGUCCGCACCGUCACGGACAUCCUCAUGAAGCAGCCCGAGGGCAAGUACGUCCUCGUCAAGGACCCCAACAAGUCCAUCAUCCGUCUCUACGCUGUCCCUCUCACAGCCUUCACGGCGGAAGAUGAGGAUGAGGAAGCCCCCCUUGAAAUGGAGGAGUCCGAGGAGGUGUGAGCACCUGAAUGCCGGCCGUCCGCAUGACGAUGAAGAUGUAGACAUUGCUGUAUACAUGCAUGUACACUAUCCGCACGGUUCGGAAUUUGUUGGAAGUCAAUAAGCUCCAUGGGGAAUGGUUGAUGUGCGCCUGCGCACGGCGAACUUGAGC